CCACGCUAGCCCAGUUCUGCGUAUCACCCUCUGCUGGUGAUCGAGGGAGCGAAUAAUUCUCCACACAAGUGACUCCCAGUGCAGAAGAUGGCGGAAGGCGAACUGAACGUAGAUAGCCUCAUCUCUCGGCUUUUGGAAGUGCGGGGAUGUCGUCCUGGGAAGAUCGUGCAGAUGUCGGAGGCGGAGGUGCGGGGGCUGUGCAUCAAGUCCCGCGAGAUCUUCCUCAGCCAGCCCAUCCUGCUGGAGCUGGAGGCUCCGCUCAAGAUCUGCGGCGACAUCCACGGGCAGUACACGGACCUGCUGCGGCUCUUCGAGUACGGCGGCUUCCCCCCCGAAGCCAACUACCUGUUCCUGGGCGACUACGUGGACCGAGGCAAGCAGAGCCUGGAGACCAUCUGCCUGCUGCUGGCCUACAAGAUCAAGUACCCCGAGAACUUCUUCCUGCUGCGCGGCAACCACGAGUGCGCCUCCAUCAACCGGAUAUACGGCUUCUACGACGAGUGUAAGCGCAGGUUCAACAUCAAACUGUGGAAAACCUUCACCGACUGCUUCAACUGCCUGCCCAUCGCCGCCAUCAUCGACGAGAAGAUCUUCUGCUGCCACGGAGGUCUCUCUCCUGAUCUGCAGUCCAUGGAACAAAUCCGCAGAAUCAUGAGGCCAACUGAUGUCCCUGAUACAGGUCUGCUGUGUGACCUGCUGUGGUCAGACCCAGAUAAGGACGUGCAGGGCUGGGGGGAGAACGACCGGGGCGUGUCCUUCACCUUCGGGGCCGACGUGGUCAGCAAGUUCCUAAACCGCCAUGACCUGGACCUCAUCUGCAGAGCACAUCAGGUUGUGGAGGACGGGUACGAGUUCUUUGCCAAACGCCAGCUGGUGACUCUGUUCUCGGCCCCUAACUACUGCGGGGAGUUUGACAACGCCGGGGGCAUGAUGAGCGUGGACGAGUCCCUAAUGUGCUCCUUCCAGAUCCUGAAGCCGUCGGAAAAGAAGGCCAAGUACCAGUACGGGGGAGUGAAUUCGGGGCGCCCCGUCACCCCGCCUCGCACCGCCCAAGCCCCCAAAAAGAGGUGAGCGGCCAGCACUGCCCCGCUGGCCCUCACCCGAAUCCCCCUCACUGCACCCCAGUAACCCCCCCUUCCCCCCCUCUGUCCUCCGCCUCUUGGGAGCAACCCGGGGCUCCCUCUUCCACACUGACCGUUCUCUUUCUGGUAUACGUGUAUAUACAUUUUGCUGUGACCAAUCAAUAUCUCUCUUUCGUUUUUGCUUUUUUUUUUUUGUCUGUAUUUUUGAAAUAUAAAUAUUCUUGUGUCUUCUGAUGCCGUGAGGUGUUUUUCAGCUCCCGCUACACGGAGAAGCAAUAUAAAACAAAACCGUUCGAGAAGGGCAACGUGUAUCAAAUACGAUUGCGGUUGCCUGACUUGUAAAGAAAAAAAAAAAAAAAGAUUUUGCUUUGGUCUGCGUAAAUGUGCGAAACUGUAUUGGUGUGAUUUCAAGCUGCUUCCCUGGUGGUCUGUGGACUGCGAGUUCCUCCCAGCAUUGAGCUUGCCUGCACUGUCAGAACGUCUUUGUUCGAUCUACGUUAUGGACUAAAAUGCACUUCUGUUAAUCUGACCACGAUUGUGGCUUAGAUGCAAGACGUUGGGCACAAACUUGUUUGAUUGAAGGGAGAGUUAAGUGCAUUAAGUACACUGAAAUGAAGUGUGCUCACAAACACACACACACACACAUACACUCGCGUGGACCCGUACACACAUUCACAUAUACAUGCACAGUGAGGACCACGCAGCCACACUAAAGCUAAGAGUGGAGGUGCGUAGAUCAAGUGACGAAAGGAAGCUUGAAUUGUUCUGGAGGAACUCCCAGUACACGGCCCCAGGAACACAGGAUGCAUUUAUGAUAAACAAGAGGUCAAAUUAGUGCACACUCUUCCAGUGCCUUUCACUGAGCUCCUUACCCAGCCCACGCGUCUCGCGCCCUGCGGACCCCGCGCUGAGCGGUCCCGCUCGGCGUGCUGCCGACCGCGCGCACGCCGACCAACCCGCUACCGCUGCUAAAGGAGGGCGGAGCCUCUCGCCGGGGCCUCGGCAAGGAGAAGCAAGGCCCGCCGCUCUGGCAAACGCCAUUUCGGUACGCCCACCCCGGUCCAUGCCACACUUUU
Molecule: messenger RNA, 2158 nt
Organism: Anguilla rostrata (American eel)
Lineage: Eukaryota; Metazoa; Chordata; Actinopteri; Anguilliformes; Anguillidae
Product: serine/threonine-protein phosphatase PP1-beta catalytic subunit-like
Exons: 8
Coding region: 88-1071 (327 amino acids)
Biological process (GO): regulation of circadian rhythm; circadian regulation of gene expression
Cellular component (GO): nucleus; cytoplasm
Molecular function (GO): protein serine/threonine phosphatase activity
Source: RefSeq, a predicted model, not a curated record